This is a messenger RNA of Silurus meridionalis, 800 nucleotides long. It is a transcript of the gene kiss2, whose product is annotated as kisspeptin 2. The transcript is spliced from 3 exons. NCBI's taxonomy places the organism in Eukaryota, Metazoa, Chordata, Actinopteri, Siluriformes, Siluridae. The coding region runs from base 1 to 627 and encodes 208 amino acids. The record is from RefSeq and is a predicted model, not a curated record.
AUGGACAAAGACCUGGUCAGGGGCAUGAUGGAAAGAAAUCCAGAUGUUGUUUUAAGUGAAAUCUGGAAGGAAGACUCAAGUGAGUCUGGAGCUUCGUCACUGCUCUCAAUUCUAGAGAGUCACAGAGGAGUUUGGACUGAAUUGCAUUUCUGUUUUAACUCUCUUAAACAAACACUGAUGCACUUUGGGCUCGAGGUCACCGACAUCACGGAAUCUCUCACAUGGACUCGUUUCUCACAGCAGAGACGAAGAUCUGCACAGGAAUCGGCUUUAUCAACCAACAUCAUGAAACUACAGGUUCUGCUCAUCUUCACGUCAGUCCUGGUGGCUCAUUCUGCAUCCUCACAUGUCAGUAUUCCAGAUUUUGGAGCGCUUAGUGAACCGGAUCGGGAAGGUCCGGACGAGCGCAGCACCUCGGAAGACGACAGGAUUUGCUUCUUGUUAAAGGAGAAGGAUUCGGAAAGUCACAUUUCCUGCAAGCAUCGUUUAACCCGCAGUAAAUUUAACUACAACCCGUUCGGUCUGCGCUUUGGGAAAAGAGACGGACGCUUAAAAACAAACAGAUCAGCAACAAGAAAGAUGCUCCCGGUCCUGCUUUUUGUGAGAGAACUGAAGGAAGAAUCAUAAACACAAAAUACACACAGGAAUCUGCAAAAAGUCAAUUUUGAUAAAGCUGGAUUAACUGAAGGUUUUGUUGUUCUGGACAUUUGAGCCUGUUCCAAUUAGAAGAUGGUGUGUACCGUGUUAUUGUGUGCAAUUUAUUUUUAAUUUAAUUUUAAUAAAAUUAAAUAUAUUCAUAA